AUGGGCUAUUGCAGCGGCCGGUGCACGCUGGUGGCGGUGUGCGGCGCGCAGCUGGUUACUGUGCUUGAGAGGCAAAUAUUUGACUUCCUUGGUUAUCAGUGGGCACCCAUCCUGGCAAAUUUUAUACACAUUAUUAUAGUCAUACUUGGCUUGUUUGGAACCAUCCAGUAUAGACCUCGAUACAUAACAGGAUAUGCUGUCUGGCUGGUCCUUUGGGUUACAUGGAACGUGUUUGUUAUCUGCUUCUAUUUGGAGGCUGGGGACCUUUCAAAGGAAACAGAUCUCAUCCUGACCUUUAAUAUCUCAAUGCAUCGCUCUUGGUGGAUGGAGAAUGGGCCAGGAUGCACUGUGACCUCAGUAACCCCAGCACCAGACUGGGCACCAGAGGACCAUCGUUAUAUCACUGUCUCGGGGUGUUUGCUGGAGUAUCAGUACAUAGAAGUGGCUCACAGUUCUCUUCAGAUCUUCCUUGCACUGGCGGGCUUCAUCUAUGCCUGUUACGUUGUGAAAUGUAUUACUGAAGAAGAGGACAGCUUUGAUUUCAUAGGUGGAUUCGACUCUUACGGCUAUCAAGGUCCACAGAAGACAUCUCAUUUACAGCUACAGCCCAUGUAUAUGUAA
Molecule: messenger RNA, 621 nt
Organism: Indicator indicator
Lineage: Eukaryota; Metazoa; Chordata; Aves; Piciformes; Indicatoridae
Gene: NKAIN2
Product: sodium/potassium transporting ATPase interacting 2
Exons: 6
Coding region: 1-621 (206 amino acids)
Biological process (GO): regulation of sodium ion transport
Source: RefSeq, a predicted model, not a curated record